Messenger RNA from Triticum turgidum subsp. durum (durum wheat), 912 nucleotides. Lineage: Eukaryota; Viridiplantae; Streptophyta; Magnoliopsida; Poales; Poaceae. The record is from the annotation of a GenBank genome assembly.
AUGUCCGGCUACCCCUACGGUGGCGCCGGAGGAGGAGGAGGCGGCGGCUACGGGGCCCCUCCGCCCUACGGCUCCUCCCCCGCCCCCUCGGCCCCGCCCUACGGCGAUAAGCCCCCCAAGGAAGGCAAGGCCUCCUCCCCCUACUACGCCUCCCCGCCCUCCUCCCAGCCCCAGUCCUACGGCGGCGGCGGCUACGGGGCCCCGCCCGCCGGCCAGCCCCAGUCCUACGGCGGCGGCGGAGGCUACGGUGCUCCGCCCGCGGGCCAGUCCUACGGCGCCCCGCCUCCCUCGUCGGCGCCCUACGGGGCCCCGCCCCCCGCGGCAGCGCCGUAUGGGGCCGCUGGCGGGUACGGGAGCCCGUUCGCGGCGCUCGUGCCGUCGGCGUUCCCGCCGGGGACGGACCCCAACGUCGUGGCGUGCUUCCAGGCCGCCGACCGCGACGGCAGCGGGACCAUCGACGACAAGGAGCUGCAGUCCGCGCUCUCCGGCUACAACCAGAGCUUCAGCCUCCGCACCGUCCACCUUCUCAUGUACCUCUUCACCAACACCAACGUCCGCAGGAUCGGGCCCAAGGAGUUUACUUCUGUUUUUUACAGUCUUCAGAACUGGAGGUCUAUAUUUGAGAGGUUUGACCGUGACCGAAGUGGUAAAAUUGAUGCAUCGGAGCUGCGCGAUGCUCUUCUCAGUCUGGGUUAUUCAGUUUCUCCAACUGUGCUAGACUUGCUCGUGUCUAAAUUCGACAAGACUGGAGGCAUGAGCAAAGCAGUUGAAUAUGACAACUUUAUUGAGUGUUGCCUUACGGUCAAGGGUCUGACUGAGAAGUUCAAGGAGAAGGACACGUCUUACUCCGGGUCUGCAACUUUCAGUUACGAGGCAUUCAUGUUGACUGUGCUCCCUUUCAUCAUCGCUUGA